This is a messenger RNA of Cladocopium goreaui, 1347 nucleotides long. The record is from the annotation of a GenBank genome assembly. NCBI's taxonomy places the organism in Eukaryota, Dinophyceae, Suessiales, Symbiodiniaceae.
GGUCGAUGUAUCCCAAUGUGGGCCGGCCAUGGUCGAUGCGGUGGGACUAGAUGCCCAAUGCAGCAUGGAGGAAUUCCUGGCUGCUUGCAAUCAAUCAUGGGGAAGACGCGAACUGCGAGCAGUGCAGAACAAAUUGGAACGGAUAGGUGUCCAAAAGGUGCCGGAAUUGCUUCGUUAUGAACGUGCUGGGGUUUUGAAUGACAUGCUUGCUGCAGCUGGUCAACGGUGUUUUUCUUCGGCUACGCUUACAGCUUUUCGGGCAGCCCAGAGGGACGGAGGAAACUUCCAUUUCUGCCUUGGGGUGGUCCUUGCUGGCGGUGCUGCCUUGUGUCCCAGUGUUCCGGUUUUAAGCACCGGAAAUUCAAAACCUGUACCUCUUGAAGGUGAGAAUGACAACGAGAGUGACGCGGAUGAGUUGGAAGAACUUCUGAAUGAUUUCUUUUGCAGGGCAUCAGCUGUGGCAUCACGCUCAUCGACACGGGAGGCGAAUGGUUUUGACGAGGCUACCUUGCGCAGGCAGGUAAACCGUGGAUUAUCUUACAUCGAUGAAGCUGCGAAGGAGGUACACAGACGCAAUGCAAAUCUUUCACGCUGUCUUGAAGAAGUUCAAGCUGACAUCUCUCGGAUUUCAGAGCGUAUGCAGGCUGCUCGACGAGAAAGGCAACGGGGCCGUGCAGCAACAAGCGCUGCAGCACCCCGCAUGUUUUCAGAUCGCCAGUCGAUGCCGCAGACAUCGUCGCAAACCUGUGGCAAUGCCAAGAGGCGGUAUCAUGAUGAGAUGAGCUCGCAUUCCAAAGCAGCUUCCAAACCACCAACGCAGCAACAUGACCGAGGAUUCACACCGCCUUGCCCACGAGCCGCCAAGGAAGGCUUUUCCUUCGGAGGUUGGCACGCUUUGAAGCCACGACCACUAGCAAAUCAGGAGUCAUUGCAGGACUCCGUGCGAGCUCAGUUGGCUUCGCUCAAAUAUGAAACUAAAGCGAACCAAAAAGCAGGAAUUAAGCGAUUGCUUGUGAAAUGGCAUCCAGAUCGAAACCUUGAAAGCGCAGAGACAGCCACUUCUAUUUUCCAGUUCAUCCAGCAGGAGAAAGAUAAGAUGCUUGGACCAAUGUGAGUUCUGAAUGGCUUCUCCUUAGAGUCAGUGAUGGAUAUAUAGAUGAGUUUUAGUGUGAUGAGCUCGUCACUCAUCAGUUUCACGCCUUAAGAGGAACAUGAUGGAACCUUUGUAAUGCAGAGGAUCCUUUGAUUCUUCACGAUACAUCCUUUACAUUCUUUACAGUGGAGGGACCGCUGUGCACAAAGUGCCGCUCGUCGCAGAACCUCCAGGCCUUUCCAGCAAGAAAGCAC